UCAGUUUGGAAAAGUUUGUCACAAUCACAGAUGGCGAUAUGCAUAUCCUAUAACUAGCAAUUCCGCUCCUAGGCAUAUGCCCUGCAGAAAUGCAUGCUUAUCUGCCCUACGGUGUGAGAUCAAUGAUGCUCAGAGCAGCAAAACUCACAAUAGCCAAACACUGGAAACAAUGUGAACAUCCACCGGAAGGAUAAAUACACUUUAGUGCAUUAAGACAAUAGAUCACUUUUAGCAAUGGAAAUGGAUGAAUUGUAGUUGCAUGUAACAAUAUGGAUACAUUCCAGAAACAAUGCUGAACUAAAGAACCAAAAGGAUACAUACUGUAUGAUUUCAUUUUACAUCAAGUUCAAAAGCAGGCAAAUGUGACCUGUAUGAUUUAGGGCUAUGUUAUUAAGUGGUAAAGUUGUGAAGCAAAGUGCAAAAUGAUUACUUUAAAAGCCAUGGCAUGGGUAUUUAACAUAGAGGGAGCGUGUUGCAUUUGGGAAGUGAAGACCCCCUGUGGUGUUAGCAAUGUUGUGUUUCUUGAGCUAAGCAGUUCUUGCCUGGAGUGUUCACUUUGAAUAAUUUGAUAAACUGUACAUAUGUGUUUUUCUCUUCUUUACAUUUGGCUAUAUUUCAAAGUAGAAAAUAUUUGAAAGAUAAAUAUAUAAGGCUCAUAAAGUUUUGCAGAACUAUCCCAGUGUUCACCAACAAUCUCUACCCUAACAGAAAUUCUGGUAGAAUAAUCUGCUUAAACACAUGCAUGUAAAGAUUUGCAAAACAACCCCAUAAAGCACAAAAUGGACACUAUCAUAAUAGGAAUAUUAAUUUUCAACAAUUCCUUUCUACCAAUUUGCCUGGAGCUGGAACAAAUUAACUGCAUAGGAAGAAAAGAGAUUGUGAAAACCUUAACUGUUAGCAUAGGAGAACGGUUAGAGCGGUUGGCCCCCAUUUCCCUAAUUAAGUGGUCAUACAGGAAAAGGAAACUAACAUUUUCCUCUUUGACAGUGACUCAUCACACUUCUCUACGCUGUAAGAGAGGCAGGGGAGCCUUCAAGUUACCGGAACGCCACGCGAAGUUGACAUGCAUCAGAGAGAAAACAGAACUGAAUGGGAGCACCUGGAAUUGCUGUCCUGCUGGAUGGAGGGCCUUCCAAUCCAACUGCUAUUUUCCUUUUCAUGACAAUAACACGUGGGCUGAGAGUGAAAGGAACUGUACAGGACUGGGAGCUCAUCUGGCCUCCCUCAGCACAAAGGCUGAGCAGAACUUUAUUUUGCAAUUUUUGGACAGACAAUUUCCAUAUUUCCUGGGGCUUAUGGAUGAAAACUCUGAAGGCCAGUGGUACUGGGUGGACAAGACACCAUUUAACCCACGCACUGGAUUCUGGCAUGAGAAUGAACCCAACAACCAUCAGAUAGAAAACUGUGUUGUCCUUGCUAAUGUUCAGGACAAAUGGGCCUGGAAUAAUUUUCCCUGUGACUUUGAGGCAAGUAGGAUUUGUAAGAUACCUGGAACAGCAUUCAGCUAGAGACCCACAGAAGGGUCCUAGGGAAGAGCGCAGAGAAGAAGAACAAGCCAGACCAGGGCAGGAUGUCCGUGCAUCGUUCUGGGUCAUAGAACAUUGCAGACCUGACAGCCUUAUUUAUUAUAUAGCUGAAUACAUUCAUGAUAAUGUGUUUUUACAUGGUGUUUUGGUGGAGGGACUGUGAGAAUCAGUUUUCAUUAACUUUGCUUUCUGGGUAGUAUUUCACAGUAUUUUCUUUUCUAUUGGUGUGCAUUGAUCACACAUCUACCAGAAAGUCUUCAAUGAUGUAAUCUCUUAGUCAUUUUUGCAUCUGCUCAGAUUCUUAGUUCUUAAAAUUCAAACGUGGGGUAUUUCAAUUAAUAGUGUGCUAUAUCAUUUUUUAACCCAAAUAUCACACAACUUAAAGUUUUAAAAUAGCUUUUUUGUUGUAGUUUGAUGUCUCAUUUUCAGAACUUUUAAUAGUAUCAGUUAUUAGAUUGACAGUCCAUGAAUGAAUUCCUUUUUGAACAACAGUAUAUAGAAUAGUUCUGAAUUAUUGUAUUGCCCAGGUAGGGGAAAAAAAAGGCUAUUUACCUUUCAAAAAAUUUACUUUUUACUCCACCUUAAAUGUUUUCCCGAAACAUGGAGUCCCUAGCUGGCUUAAUUUCUUUUUGAGUGGAAAAGGCCCUUUCAGGCCACCUUAUCCUAACUCCUUCAAUUCUAUAACCAAGGAGACGAAACCCUGGGAAGCCAAAGGGCUCAUCUUCACAUUGUUAGUUCAAGACAAAAACAGGACUAAGGGACCAGAUCACCUUUCAUAAGAGGGGAAAUGUAUUCCCUUUGAUGUUAUAGGAAAGUCACUGGUGGUGACUUGGACGCUGGCCAACAGACAGAAAAAGGUUCUUAAUUAUUGAAAGUAACAUUUUCCUAGUGUUUCUAUAUUUUAAAUUUAAAUCAGAUAAAAAAUCAUAUUUUCAACCCACUUAGGUAAAUUGUUGCAUGUUUCUAUAGAGCUAUAAAGCUAUGGUUCAAGCCAGCAUGGAAGUCCUUGUUUUCAGCAGAAAUUAUGUUUCUGGUGAUGUAUGUAGUACUAAAUAUGAAACAGUCAUAUCUCACAUCAACAAAAUCUGGUGGCCUUAAGAUUCUCAGUUUGCAGAUGAUUCCAGGAUCUAAGCUACAAAAUUUCAUGCAACAGCUUUUUAACCUAACUUCCUUACCACUGUUUUUAAAACCAGUAUUUAUUUUGUAAAUUAGUGAUUUUCUGAAUUUAGAAUAUUAGUGUUUGCUUGAUCAUAUGUGCGUGUGUGUGUGUGUGUGUGUGUGUGUGUGUGUGUGUGUGUCUGCAUUUAAAGCUGAUACUUUUAACUGAAGUAGAACUAGGUGACAUUAGUUGUGUUGGCAUACUCGCUAAAUAAUAUAACACAAAAUCUAUAAAACUUGUUGAAAUAACUUCAUGUAAAUACUAAUAGGCUUUGUAUAAAUAUUAUUUUUUACAUUUGUAUACAACUGUGUGUGUGUAUAUAUAUAGGUAAAGGUUCAGUUGUCAAUCAAAUGUGACUUCUUUGUGAUUGUGUACAUCUAUGUCAACAUACGUAUCUCUGAUAUUUCUCCCCACAUGGAUCAUUUUCCAUUAUGUCCAUAGCUACCAGCACAGACCAAGCCACCAGCUCUUUUACCUAGAUUAUUGCCCUGCCUUCUGACUGGUCUUUCUGUUUCUACCCUUAGACCUUUUUAGCCUUUCUUCAAUUCUCAUGACACCUCUCCUAUUCUUCACAGUUUCUUUAAGACAGCUUAUAGUAAUUUCAUAAAAAUAAAUGCUAAUUUUUUUUGGUAGACUGCGGCAGUCCUAGAAAUUUGAAACACUUAAAAAUCUUAAAUACUGUUCUUAUCUCUGGUAUUUGUGUUAAAAAAGCAAAUAGUAAAAACAUUAAUAAAAGUAUAAGAUAAAUCUCUUUUCUACCCUGAACUCCAGUCCCUUAAAUGUCUCUUCAGAGUAACUGUGAUUAUUAGUUUCUUAUAUGUAUUUCCAUAUGUUUAUAUGCAUUGUAUAAGGAUAUAUAUACAUAUAUAGCAUACAGUUUUUUACACUAAUAAAAACACUGUCUACAUAGUCUUAAACAGCUUGCAUUUUUUUACUUGACAGUGUAGUUGGAAAUGUUUUACACCUUGCUCCUUACAAAGUAAAUCAUGUUUAGUUGUAUUGGUAAAUCAUAAUUUGAGAUGACCUUAAACUGACAAAGUACUUUCUUUAUGCAAUAAAAAUCAACAAAAUAAUGGCUGUAAAAUGAACCAUGAAAGCAAUUCCAGUUUAGAUCCCAAAGGGAAGACAGUUCCAUGAGGAUUUCUUUUCUCCAUGAAAAUAUGGGACUUGUAGAAUGCAUUUGAAGGCGCUGAGAGGUGAAGUACAAUUCUGGACAGUUAAGGAAUGAAUUGUUAACACAUAGAAAACUAGAUAAAUAUGAAAAAUGAUGCCAAUAUUAGGUAUAUGAAGAGCAAAAUGUGUUUAAGAAAGUAGAUGUACUCAUGAUACAGGGCAUGACUUAGCUGUGAAUAAUAUUUACAUAUUCAAAUAAAGUCCUUGAAAAUCUGAAA
Molecule: messenger RNA, 4076 nt
Organism: Manis javanica (Malayan pangolin)
Lineage: Eukaryota; Metazoa; Chordata; Mammalia; Pholidota; Manidae
Source: RefSeq, a predicted model, not a curated record